This is a messenger RNA of Mytilus californianus (California mussel), 3306 nucleotides long. Its product is annotated as TLC domain-containing protein 2-like. Gene Ontology annotation, biological process: phospholipid homeostasis; membrane assembly; regulation of membrane lipid distribution. Gene Ontology annotation, cellular component: plasma membrane. The record is from RefSeq and is a predicted model, not a curated record. The transcript is spliced from 5 exons. Lineage: Eukaryota; Metazoa; Mollusca; Bivalvia; Mytilida; Mytilidae. The coding region runs from base 96 to 848 and encodes 250 amino acids.
UAUUAUUUGGCCUAGUUGUAGAUCUAUUGCGAUACAUAACACAGUCUUGAUGUAUUUGUGACAAAGUUCAUUUAAACUUCUCUGAUUAACCUAAAAUGACCGAUACUGAAAUAUGGCCAGAGAAAUUUGACGGAGCAGUUUAUGGUUUGGCAGUUGUAAUAACAUCCAGUUUUUUAUUUUAUGUAUUUGGUAGAAUUGCACAUGUUCUUACUCCUGCCAGUGCAUGCCACUCUCCCUGGAGAUGGAAAAACAUUUUAGUUUCAUUAGUCCAUGCUGUUAUUGUUGGUACAUGGGCUUGCUUAAGUUUUUAUGAAACUCCCAAAAUGGCAGAAGAUUUGAUAAAGACAUAUAGCACAUCAGCACAUACAUUAAUAAGCUUUUCUUUUGGAUAUUUUGUGUAUGAUAUGUGGGAUAUGAUGAUAUAUCAAAGAAACAGACAUUCCUUUGAAUUAAUGGGCCAUCAUGUUGUGAUAUUUAUUUGCUUUGGUAUUGCCAUAGUAACAAAGUUGUAUAUUGGAUAUGCAGUUGUUGCCUUAGUGAUAGAAAUAAACAGCAUCUUCUUACAUAUUAGACAGUUGUUACAAAUCUGUAGAUAUUCCAAAAAUAAUAGUGCUUAUAGACUGAACAGUCUUAUUAAUUUAGGAACAUUUGUUGUGUGUCGUAUAUCUGUGAUGGCAUGGAUGAGUAGAUGGUUGCUAAUCAACAAAGAUCUCGUCCCAUUGAUAUUUUAUUCCAUCGGCAGUGUAGGAUUAGCCAUUAUGACAGUUAUGAAUAUUAUUUUAUUCUACAGACUUUUACAGAGUGACUUUAUAAAGAAAAAUGAAUCAAAAAAAGAAAAUUCCCAUUAACAAAGUUCAGGCAGCAGACAUUUUUCCAUGUUGUAUACCUCAUUUAAAAAAAGGUCCCUAUGUGAUCAAAAUAUUGGGGAUUGUAAUGUAUGGUUAUUGUUCAGAACUGUAUUGUAAUAUAUGUAUACUGUGAUUUAUUGUUUUGAUAUACUUAUGAGGAUCUGGAUGGGGGGUACAUCAUUUCUGUAUUCUUUAAUUUCUUGUCCCAUAUUCUCUAUUUUUUAUAUUUAACCACCCCAUUAUUCUCUAUUCUUUAUUUUUGUGGUCUAUUUUCUCUAUUCUGUAUAAUUUUCAACCAUUUUUCUGUAGUACUGACCAAUUAUUCUAUAUUCUGUAAACCACAUCCAGACCCUUACUUAAUGUACAAAUAAUUUGAAAAAAAGUGGAAUUUUAUAUAGAAUGCUAGCUUUCUUUAUUAUUUCAAAUAUCAAAACUAUCUUGUAGUUCAUCUUAUUUUUUAGGUCAUACCAAGUUUAUUGUAGUAAAUUUUUCUACUUUGUAUUAAUCUUGAUUUAGAUAUUUCAGUAUUAUUCAAAUUAUUUCAUAUUUUUUUAUGCAUUUAUGUCGGGUUUUAAAUGAAAACAGUCUAUCAAGUAUGUGUCAAUUAUUAAAAGCCGCAUAAGAAAGGCACUAUCUCUCUGCAGAUACAUUUUUUUUUCAGUUUCAUGUUUUGUUAAUUCUUGCUUAAUUUUUCUUUCAUUUAUUGGAAAUCAAUUGCAGCUGAUGAAGAAAAUUUUAUUUUAUGUUGGCAUUAGUUUAUUCCUCUAAAAAGUGCAAAUCAAAAGUCAGUUUUCAUUAAAUGUGUCGUAAAGAAAUACAUCUUAGAAUGAGGAGACAACUUUUCCGUUAAGUUCUUUUAUUCUUUCUUUGAAAUAGAAUUUUUUUUACACAAAAUAUUUAAAAUCUUUCACUUUUGGGUUAAAAAAAGAUGGCAGCCUUUUAUUGAUUAUCUUUAAAUCUCCAAUUUAACAGGAUCUAAAUCCCUUGAUGUGAAAAACAUUGUGUCAAAAUUUUGACUUUGUAAUUUUUAAACUUCUAAACAUAGCCAUUUCAAUUGUUUAUUUCAAAUUAAUUAACACUGUGAUAUAGUUCCUUGUUGUACAGUUUAUUGUUUAAAUUUCCUUUAAUUAGUCAAGCUACUUCUAGUUUAUAUUUUAACAUGUUACCAAAAAAAUUAUCAAUCAUUAAGGAUGUUCAUCACUCUGUUUCUAGAUAACAAGCUUUUUAAAAGACUGUUAUUAAUUGAUAGUAUUAUAAAUAAUGGAACUUAAAAAGUACAAAAUAAUGACAGGUCAGUGUCCUUGUUUAUGAGAUAUUAUCAAUUGAAAAUUUGGCGGGAAAUUUCUCUCUCUAGAUUUUCCAUACAUUUAACAUUAGCACCUUUUUCUUUCAAAAACUAUGAAAAAAUAACAAGGAUUUUAUAAGAUUUUCAAAAAUGGCUAUUUAUACUACAUGUAUAUGUAAUAAAAUUAUGAAAAGAAAAGUAGGGGUUAGAGGGCAAAACUUUUAUUAUUGCAGUACCAAGAUUAGCGAACAUCCUUAAGUCUUAUUGUUAUAUUUUAUUGAUGUAAGGGAUCAAGGAAAUCCAAUAUAUAUACUUAUAGUAUUUGUGAUUAUAGUAAAUUAAAUGGUGUGAAAAAUGGCAAAUAUAACUACCUCAUGAUUAUUGUUAUUGUAGUCAAAUGUUUAAUUUUUAUGUGAUUCUAUUAUUAACUAUGUGUAUUUAAUUAUUUUUUUUGAACAAGUACAAAAGAACUUAUUAUAUAUAAAGCAUAUAUUAUUACUAAUGGGGAUACUUACAAUGCUUGCUGGUAAUUCUGUUUGUCUUCUAAGUCCGUUCAUUUGACGUUAGUGUCAAAAAAGUGCAUGGACUAACAGGACAAAUAAAAUUUCAUGACUUGACUGUAAAUAUUGCUUGAUGUGUUACAAAUUAGACAAUGCUAGAUGUUAGGUUUCUUACCAGGUGUUGAACUUUCUUAUAGUGUAUAUUUAGGAAGAACUUAUUUUGCAGUUCAUAUUUGGUAUGCUAUUGCAAUAGACCUUAUUGCUAUUUGGGAAUCUGUGACACUUGACCCGAGAAUCUGUGACACUUGAGAACUAUUGACAUCAUACAACAAUCACUUUUCCUUUGUGGCGUCAGACAUUUUCUAUUGAGACACCAUAAUUUUACGGGAACCUUUGUGAUGUCCAGUAAUGGCGGACAAAUAGAGAGAAGAUGUAUGUAUUGCAAGCAUCUUAAAGCAAUCUUAAAUAAUUUCUUACUAGUUAUUGAUAUACCCGGCCCCUGCACAUGCCAGUCACUACAUCAAACUGGUAAUCAAGCUCGAUUAUAAAGCUGGAAAUGUUUGUAAAAUAAAGUAACACAUUGUUUUCUAUUUACUUCUCACCAAUGCUUUGCACUGCAGCGAACCAGUAUUUAUAACAGGGGUGGAUUCAGGCGGGGACGUGGCGGGCGUGU